AUGAUAUACCUCAAGACACUUCUCAACGUGAUAGACAACUCCGGAGCCCAAGUAGUAGAAUGCAUUAAAGUCCUCCGUCACAAUCCUAAAUCAUGUGCCCACAUUGGUGACCAAAUAACAUGUGUUGUUAAACAAGCUAGACCUACAAACGUGGAUGCAUCUUCAUCAGGAUCUUCAUCAGCACAAGCAUCAAAUAGAGUGAAAAGAAGAGAUAUAUGUCGUGCUGUAGUUGUCAGGCAACGAGCACCUUUUAGAAGACCUGAUGGAUCAGUGGUUCGCUUUGAUGAUAAUGCAUGUGUCUUGAUCAAUAAAAAUGGCGAACCUUUGGGAACGAGAAUCAGUUCUGUUGUUGCCAAAGAGUUGAGGGAUUUAAACUACAACAAGAUUGUAUCGUUGGCUCCAAAGACGUUUUAA
Lodderomyces parapsilosis is the source of this 414-nucleotide messenger RNA. Its product is annotated as mitochondrial 54S ribosomal protein uL14m. Gene Ontology annotation, molecular function: structural constituent of ribosome; large ribosomal subunit rRNA binding. The coding region runs from base 1 to 414 and encodes 137 amino acids. Gene Ontology annotation, biological process: translation. Lineage: Eukaryota; Fungi; Ascomycota; Pichiomycetes; Serinales; Debaryomycetaceae. Gene Ontology annotation, cellular component: mitochondrial large ribosomal subunit; ribosome. The transcript has a single exon. The record is from RefSeq and is a predicted model, not a curated record.